AGGGGUGAGUGUGCAUGAGUUUGUGCUUUAUAAGGAAUAAAUAACUUCUCUCAAUUCAGGAGGAAAUGCAGUAUCAUCAUAGCCAUUCCGUAGUUUGCCAUUGUUGAAACUCUGAGAUUCAUUAACCAUGAUUUAAAAUAAGUACGACCUAGUUUUUCCCUAAGCGGUAAUAACCAGCUUUAAUGUUUCCUGACAUUUUUUCAGGGAAUACUACCAAAUAUGUGUCUUCUAACCAUACAAGUGAAUCUAAUGAUCCUGUGAAUUCAACAACUUCAGCUCCACUGGUCUCAAGCAUUGUGACACAAGUCACAGUGAAAUCCACAGCAACUCCUAAAGUGGCAACCACAAAGCUCUCAACAAAUGUGACUUCUACAACCUUGAAGUCUACGCCUAGAGCAACAAGUGUUGCACAGAACGUAACCAAGAUACCCAUAGCCACAACCACCACCACCCACAAUAGUUUACCAGUAUCGCUGGCAACAACUGUCUCUGUUACAGCAACUGUUCGUUCUGAAGAAAACAAAGGAUCAAAAUUUGAUACUGGCAGCUUUGUUGGUGGUAUUGUGUUAACACUGGGAGUCUUAUCUAUUCUUUAUAUUGGAUGUAAAAUAUAUUACUCAAGAAGAGGAAUUCGGUAUAGAACCAUUGACGAGCAUGAUGCCAUCAUUUAAGGAAAUCUGUGGAUGAAGGAAAGGAGAAAACUGCAGCUCUAUCAACUAAUCUUGGUUAUUACUUUAAAUUAAAAAGUGUAAGAGGCCAUGCUUACAUUGUGCAGUGUAUUAUGUAAAUGCAUGAGGAUUCCUCAUCAUUACUUAAGGUUUGGUUUUAAAUUACUAUAACAAAUAAUGUAUACAAUGAUUAGAUUUAUACAAUGAUUAGAUUCACUUUUAACAAAUAUACUAAGACAAGUUCUCUGUCUUUUUUGUUUUUUGAGGUUUUUUUGUGGCCCUGGUCACAUGGGACCAAUAAUUAAAAGAUGACCUCAGAGGGCAGGAUACCAACUGGUCUAUAGUCAGGCACUUAUCACAACCCUUGCCAUUUUUUUGUGUCUUUCUUGUUCACACCCAGACGGUUACAUUCUAAUCCUUAAGGCCACACACCAUGUAACCUAAGAAAGCGCCAGAACUGUGUUUUUAUAGUACAAUCGCUCAUCUAAAAACAGAACACAUUCUUCAACUAAAGCCCCUAACAAUAUGCAUUGCUUUACUCUAUUAGAGACUCACAAAUUACACUUGGACAAUAUGCAUUUCUGUUAACAUUUUUGCGCUUUCAUUGUUAGGGGUUUUUUUUCCUCUGUAUUUUAGGCAAACCUCAAUGUUAUUUAGGCAAAACACAUGAUAGCGUUUUAAAAGAGUCCGUUGUAAGAUAUAUUAUAGGAAAACUUUUGGCAAAUUAUUUGCUACUGUGAAAAUAUUGUCACUGGAAAUGGCUUUUCAUAUUCAUGUCUCAAUUGUAUAUUUAGUGAAUUUUUUAGGAAAUGUAGAGCUGCUUUCAAUUUCUAGAUAAUUUUAAUGGAAUGUAAAAGCAUUUUUUAUAAAACUCUAGCUGAUUUCCUAAACAAUAUUUAGAACUGUAGAUUGACAGAAUUAUAGGCGAAUGCUGUGUUUACUAAAGCAGGACCAAGAUCUCACCAGUUUAUACACCUGCAUUUUAGUACACUGUAGUUUUACUUGGGUAUGGGGAAAUGACAUUUUAUAAGUAUAUUUUGGAGUAAAUUCUUAUUUUAGAUACUUUGCUUACCUGGGUACUCCCUAGACAACUCCUAUCCUUCUUUGUUAUUGGGGAAGUACUUUCAGAUGCACUAUGUUAAGAGAAAAAGCACAGUAUUAUAGAAACACCAAUGCUAGCCAGUGUAUUGUUGGGGUGUUUUCACAGUUUUACAGUUUAUAUUCUAGCACUCAAACUCAGGGUCAAGCUUUAAUAAAAGGGGAAACUUAGUCACUAAAUACUAAGAUAACGUUUCUGUCCUAGAGGGCCAAAAUCUUACCAAUUUCUGAAAUUGGUAAGUAAGAAAUUUCUGAAAGUAAAAAUGAAUAAAAAUGCCCUGGUGAAUAGACACCUACCUUUAGAUUAAAAAAAUAACACACACAAAAAAAUAACGUAUGCUAUCAGCUUUUGGUUUGGAGAGAAUGCCAGAUAGCAAGAUAUUGAUGUGAAAAGGUCAUUUCUACCUGCUGUGCAUUAUGACCAACUGAUUGAUGUGAUGAGUGUAGAUGAUAAAAAUUAUUCACCAUGGCUUGAUCUACAGAUCAUGCAGGAAAUGGUAUAAACCUUGUAUAGUUCAGGUUGAUCUUAAAAUGAGUCAGUUGUCUGUGACUAACUUGGUCUAACUAGUCUAGCUGGUUGUGCAGCCAGUGCUUUCAUUUCCCUGCAUAGUAUCUGUGUAGCCUCUCACGUACUUCAGUACUAGCCUCAGGUUUCUCUUGAAUACUUGUUGCUUUAGCACUUUGAAGAUAGAAAACUACUUUUACAGUACUGAGUGCCAGUAUUUGCCUUGAAAGUGUCCUCUUGCUUUUUGGGUUGAAAAUAAUGUAGUUUAGACUUUUCUCUGUAUAUAAGUGAUUGGUUAUUUUCUGUGAAUUAUUUUACUCUGCAGAAACUGAAGAAAACAGUAAUGCAAAACAGUUACUUUGGAACACAUUGCCCUAAACAUAAAUUGUCUUCCUUAAUUAUGUUUACUUGAAGAUAAAAACAAUCCACACCUAAAAAAGAUCUGGGAUUAUAUAUGAAAGGAAUAAUUCAAAUAGACAAAUAAGAGUUGGCAGCUUAUUACAAUAUGACUUUAAUUUUGUAUUUUCACAACAAAAAAAUGAAGCAAAAUCUUGUUACUGUUCUUUUCUAUUAAGGUGACCAGCUUUUGGUAUUUGUUACUGAGAUCUAUUUUUAGAAUAAAACUUGCUCUUCAUUUAAAGGUC
This is a messenger RNA of Dipodomys ordii (Ord's kangaroo rat), 2915 nucleotides long. RefSeq names its product transmembrane protein 123 (gene Tmem123). Lineage: Eukaryota; Metazoa; Chordata; Mammalia; Rodentia; Heteromyidae. Gene Ontology annotation, cellular component: cytoplasmic vesicle. Bases 183 to 671 code for a protein of 162 amino acids. The transcript has 2 exons. The record is from RefSeq and is a predicted model, not a curated record.